Racocetra persica is the source of this 216-nucleotide messenger RNA. NCBI's taxonomy places the organism in Eukaryota, Fungi, Glomeromycota, Glomeromycetes, Diversisporales, Gigasporaceae. The record is from the annotation of a GenBank genome assembly.
AUGGUUAGAGGAAAGCAAAAGGAACAAGCACGAGAAAAAGCUCAAAAACUGGCCGAAAAUAGGGCAGGUGGCAAAUCCCAACUGGAAGCUCGCUCAAAAGGACUACAAAUGAAAUGCCCUGUUUGUAAGGUUCCAGCUGCCAACUAUAAAGUUAUUGUUCAACAUAUGGAGGCCAAACAUCCAAAACAACCCAUUCCACCUGAAUCUAGUUUUUGA